CAAAUCGUUCGCAUCGUUCUCAAACUUAAAAUGGCUCGUACCAAGCAGACUGCUCGUAAAUCCACCGGAGGAAAGGCUCCUCGCAAGCAGUUGGCCACAAAGGCAGCUCGCAAAAGCGCCCCGGCUACUGGAGGAGUGAAGAAGCCUCAUCGUUAUCGUCCAGGAACGGUCGCUCUGCGUGAAAUCCGUCGUUACCAGAAGUCCACCGAGCUUCUGAUCCGCAAGCUUCCGUUCCAACGUCUGGUUCGUGAAAUUGCCCAAGACUUCAAGACCGAUCUUCGUUUCCAGAGCUCGGCUGUCAUGGCUCUGCAGGAGGCUAGCGAAGCCUAUCUGGUCGGUCUGUUCGAAGAUACCAACCUGUGCGCCAUCCACGCCAAGCGUGUUACCAUCAUGCCAAAGGACAUCCAACUGGCUCGCCGUAUCCGUGGCGAACGUGCUUAA
This is a messenger RNA of Sabethes cyaneus, 441 nucleotides long. Its product is annotated as histone H3. Gene Ontology annotation, cellular component: nucleosome. NCBI's taxonomy places the organism in Eukaryota, Metazoa, Arthropoda, Insecta, Diptera, Culicidae. The record is from RefSeq and is a predicted model, not a curated record. The transcript has a single exon. Bases 31 to 441 code for a protein of 136 amino acids. Gene Ontology annotation, molecular function: protein heterodimerization activity; DNA binding; structural constituent of chromatin.